AGCAUAAAAUAAAAACAAACCGUUAUAGUCACAGGGGUUUUGUUUUGUUUUUGUUUUGUUUUUGUUUUUGUUUUUCCCCUUAACUGAGUUUGAGCAAACUUCAGACCCAGACUCAGGACUCAACGGUAUAUUCCUGGACAGCAAGGUAUGAUAAUGGCAACCUCAGUCUCUUUCAUCGUCUGGGUGUUAUUCAUAACAGAUACUGUAUGGACUCGAAGUGUAAGACAGGUCUAUGACGUCAGUGAACCAGAGGAUUGGGCUGUGCAUGACUUUGACUGUCCCAGGGAGUGCUUCUGUCCCCCUAGUUUCCCUACCGCUUUAUACUGUGAAAAUCGAGGUCUCAAAGAAAUCCCUCCUAUUCCUUCAAGGAUCUGGUAUCUUUAUCUUGAGAACAACUUGAUAGAGACCAUCCCUGAGAAGCCAUUCGAGAAUGCCACCCAGCUGAGAUGGAUAAAUCUAAACAAGAACAAAAUCACCAACUAUGGAAUUGAAAAAGGAGCCCUGAGCCAACUAAAGAAGCUGCUUUUCUUGUUUCUCGAAGAUAAUGAGCUAGAGGAGGUGCCUUCUCCAUUGCCAAGAAGUCUAGAACAAUUACAAUUGGCCAGAAACAAGGUGUCCAGAAUUCCUCAGGGGACCUUCAGCAAUCUGGAGAACCUGACCCUUCUUGACCUGCAGCACAAUAAACUACUAGACAAUGCCUUUCAGAGAGACACCUUCAAGGGACUCAAGAACCUCAUGCAGCUGAAUAUGGCCAAGAAUGCCCUGAGGAAUAUGCCACCAAGAUUACCAGCCAACACAAUGCAACUGUUUUUGGACAACAAUUCCAUUGAAGGAAUACCGGAAAAUUAUUUUAAUGUGAUUCCCAAAGUGGCCUUUCUGCGACUGAACCACAACAAAUUAUCAGACGCAGGGCUCCCUUCGAGUGGUUUUGAUGUAUCCUCAAUUCUAGAUCUUCAGCUGUCUCACAAUCAACUCACAAAGGUCCCCCGAAUCAGUGCUCAUCUGCAGCACCUUCACCUUGAUCACAACAAAAUUAAAAAUGUGAACGUCUCUGUAAUAUGUCCUCCCACACUGCCUGCAGAACAAGACUCCUUCGGUUACGGACCUCACCUUCGCUACCUCCGUCUGGAUGGAAAUGAAAUCAAACCACCAAUUCCAAUGGAUUUAAUGAACUGCUUCAGGCUCCUUCAGGCUGUCAUUAUUUAAACACAUCCUCAACAUCUGAAGUCUGUUUUAAUGAGCUAAUAUUUCUGAAAUGAAAUUUGGCUACCAUUCAUAACUUUAAGACAAAAGUCACAUUUCCAGUUGCUCUUGGCCACCGCUUUUGUUUGUAUAGCUUAUGUUUUCUAUUCAAAGAUGCUUUCACCAAUGAUAUGUAGCACGGUUGGCUUUUCUUUAAUUAAUAAAACAGACACAGAGUUCAGAUAGUUUAUCAACUCAAAGAUAGUUCUUUUUUGUCUCUUCCACAGCUUACUAAUAUCAAAUAAUGCAAUUGUAUUGUUAUGCAUUAUAAAAGACAUUUGUUUGCAUAUGUUCAAAAUUGCUUAUGCAGGUAUUAUAUUGAUAGUAGAAAUACAGUAAUCUAACAGGAGGUAAAGAGAUCUGAAAAAAUGAAAAAAAUGAAAUAUUUCUUCAUCAUAAUUAAUUUCAGAUGGCUAAGUUGCAUUUGUAAGUAUAAGUGUGGUAUUUAGCUCAAGAAUGGAUAUAAAAUGUAUUAAAUACUUCAUGAAAGGAGACUUUUAGUCAUUUAGUACUGAAUAACAGAAAAACAGUAAUCUUCAGUUCAUUACUAUUUUUAAUAGCUGUUGUUCUUAAUAUAGUACAGUGUACUCUAUCAA
Molecule: messenger RNA, 1838 nt
Organism: Ailuropoda melanoleuca (giant panda)
Lineage: Eukaryota; Metazoa; Chordata; Mammalia; Carnivora; Ursidae
Gene: KERA
Product: keratocan
Exons: 3
Coding region: 148-1206 (352 amino acids)
Molecular function (GO): protein binding
Source: RefSeq, a predicted model, not a curated record